This is a messenger RNA of Triticum turgidum subsp. durum (durum wheat), 450 nucleotides long. The record is from the annotation of a GenBank genome assembly. Lineage: Eukaryota; Viridiplantae; Streptophyta; Magnoliopsida; Poales; Poaceae.
AUGGCGUUCAGCGGCGCCCAGAUGCUCGCUGCCUUCACCAUGGGCUUUCUUCUCAUGGCCUUAUGUGUGGAGGCUCGGGUAUGCAUGUCCCCUAGCAAGUCGUACAAAAGGAGCCCUUGCAAGAACGUGCGCUGCACCGCGGCCUGUCACAAAGAACACUUCAAGGGUGGGUACUGCUCUAGUAAGAAGUCAAUUGUUGGCGAUGACCACAACGAAGACAACGAGGAGAACUUCUAUAAGAAACGUCCUAAGAAAAAGACGUGCAUGUGUACAUAUGAAUGCGGUAAAGCCCCGCCACCAUCGUCAGAACCUGAUGUGCCAGAGCCACCGGGUGAACCCGUGGUGCCGGAUCCUCAGAAGAAGCCGCCACCGCCAUAUGAAGGUGACGUGCCGGAGCCGCCCUUGGGAGAACACAAGAAGAAGAAGCCGCCGCCAGCUGCGGACCAGUGA